This is a messenger RNA of Ziziphus jujuba (common jujube), 1028 nucleotides long. Its product is annotated as agamous-like MADS-box protein AGL65. The transcript has 10 exons. The record is from RefSeq and is a predicted model, not a curated record. Gene Ontology annotation, molecular function: DNA-binding transcription factor activity, RNA polymerase II-specific; RNA polymerase II cis-regulatory region sequence-specific DNA binding; protein dimerization activity. Gene Ontology annotation, biological process: regulation of transcription by RNA polymerase II. Lineage: Eukaryota; Viridiplantae; Streptophyta; Magnoliopsida; Rosales; Rhamnaceae.
AUGGGAAGGGUUAAACUAAAAUUGAAGAGACUAGAGAACGUAAACGGCCGACAAGCUACUUAUGCAAAGCGGAAAUGUGGGAUCAUGAAGAAUGCGAAUGAGUUAUCAAUCUAAUGUGAUAUCGAUAUGGUGUUUCUCAUGUUUUCCCCAACUGGGAGGCCUGCAUUAGUGGAAGGGCCGCACAGGAACUUUUGGGAGGUUAUUGAAAAGUUUGCUCAGUUAUCAUAUUGUGAAAGGAUGAAGAGGAAAUUGGCAUCUCUUGAAGCACUGAAGAAAACAUUUAAAAAAUGAGAUCAUGAUGUAAAUAUAGACUAUUUCAUGGGUUCAAGCGACUUCUCAGGUUUAAGCACUCAGAGAACAGUUGUGGAUUCAAGUAAUCAAUUAUGGGAAUUGCAAGCCCAACUGACAGGAGUACGUAGAAGACUGAGCUAUUGGAGUAAUCUGAAUAAGAUCGAUGAUAUAGGAUGUCUUAACCAAAUGGAAGACAUGCUAAGGGAGUCAAUUAAAGGGAUACUGCUGCAGAAGGAAAAUUUAGCAAAACGCCCUCCAGUGUCAACAAAUUACAGAGACCAGGCUCAACUCCCACCAUGGGUUUCAAAUAAUGAAAAUCAACAUAUGGAUAUGGUACAACCCAGUGUGAAAAAGCAUCUAUUAUAUGGAAAUUCAAGUGAUCAUUUGAAGAUCUUCUCGGGCGAAUCUUCUCACACAGUUACCAGAUGAGAUUCAUGGUAUCCUAAAAAGCAAUCCAGUAGUACUUGAACUCAUUUUAUCGGCUUGGGUUCCACAUUUCUAAUUUACAUAAGAUCAAAUUCAUAUUAAGUAUUUGUUUCCUCUACAAAGUUGUAAUAGGGAGGAGUUUCUGAUAUUCAUUCAUAGCCCUCCCUGAUUGCAAAUUAUAACUUCUGUUGCAUAUUUCGGGUAGUGGUUUAUAAAUCAAAUUCUACCUAAGCUCAAGUGAUAAUAAUGAAAUGGUUGUAAUAGAAUGAUAAUAUUAAUAAUGCAAAAGUAGUUCCCUGUACAUUGGUAAA